Molecule: messenger RNA, 1099 nt
Organism: Lactuca virosa
Lineage: Eukaryota; Viridiplantae; Streptophyta; Magnoliopsida; Asterales; Asteraceae
Source: the annotation of a GenBank genome assembly
AGGGAUCAGAUGGUUAAGAUUGGAGGUGCCUAAUUGUCGUAAAGCUUUAGGCAGACACCCCAUCUCGCAUGUUUAAUUGCGAACGAUGACCACUCAUCACUUCCCAUUAAAACUUGCUUUGAAGGAUCAUGCGUUUUACAUUUCCCUUAACCCCCCAUUUAUAGCCGCUUCUCGCCUUACUGUUUCUCUUCCAUCUUUCGAUAUGGGACCAAUUACAUAUCAUCAUAUACAUAUAUGCUAAACCUUCUUCUGCAAAAUUAAGCUACCCACGUCGAUUCCCCACCGACCACUCCUCACGCCUCCGUGAUCUGGACGUAAUUGCCUGUUUAAACUCCCCCUCAGUCCUGCAUCAGCUUUCCGUGACACUAGGAUUCCAUUUGGCGCUGAUGAAAGCUUCUUGCCUGCUUGCUUCCGGUCAGCGUGACCUGACGAUGAGGUAAAAGACUUGGUAGUGGGUUUUCCUUCUUGUCGGCGGCGUUUCUCCCAAACUUUCUAGCCACUCUUACACCCUCUUUUACCGCCACCUCUCCUUCAUUAUAGAUAAGUCACCCCCUCCAACUUCUACGAGCGUCUUACACCAAGAGAGUUACCGUCUGCCUUCACGUUUAUAUACUUUAAAGAUGGUAACGAAAAAAGAAUCAUUCUUCUACACAGCUACAUCAUCCACCCUACGUUCAUGUCUCAGUUUCUAUUUUUCUUUCACAAUUGCAAUUUCUCUAUGGUUAGAAGAUUGGAUCGGGUAAGAAUGUCUGACACCAUUGCCUCCUCCAAUCGACAGUUUCCCGAGUUAACUAGGCAUAGUCGGGCGAUGUUUGAAGAAACCAUUUCGAGAGUUCUUCUCCUCCGGUCGUUUGGUUUUGAACGACCAAGAUCCAAUUGGGACAACUGGUCUGGAGCACGAGAUAAUAUAAUUCUCCAACAAGAACUUCCUGGGUCUUACCGUAUCAAAUUUCUGAAGUCUGCAACUUGGGAACAUGAAAAAGCACAUCAGUGUGUUGUCUGUUGGAGAUGUUAGCAACAUUUGAAAAGGCACCAAGAAAGUUAUUAUUUCCAUAAUUCUUGUAAUGAAUAAAAGAUUUGGUUCUAUAAUGGAUGGAUA